UAAGUUGACAUUCUUUCUAUCUUAAUUUAAAUGGCUUAUAAUGCAGAUGUGGGUUAUAUUCAGCAUGUUUUGGUAGUUAAUUUGUUUGAGUAAUACCCUUAUUCAUUUUCAUUCAGCAUGCCUAUUCUGUUUCAUGUAUGAGGGUCAGGGGUGAGGUUCAUCAUUUUUAGUAUUACCAAGAGUCUGGUUUUGUGAGGUUCAUCAUUUUUAGUAUUACCAUGAAUCUGGUUUUGUGUGUGUCAAUCUUUAUUGUGUGUAUCAGAGCACUCUCAGAAGGGGCUUUAAGACCUGAUAUUGUGCAAGUUGGAGCUGUUUUCACGUUUAACACUAUUAAUGGGAAGGUAGCAAGGAUUGCCAUGAAGGCUGCUGAGGAUGAUGUAAAUUCUGAUCCAAAUAUUCUUGGUGGAAGUAAAUUGUCUAUACUUAUACAUGAUUCCAACUUCAAUGAAUUUCUUGGCAUCAUUGGGGCAUUGAAGUUCCUGGAGACUGAUACAGUAGCUAUAAUUGGUCCACAAACCGCUGUAAUGGCCCAUGUACUCUCACAUCUUGCAAAUGAAUUCCAUGUUCCAUUGUUGUCAUUUACAGCACUAGAUCCAACCCUAUCUCCUCUGCAAUUUCCUUACUUUGUUCAAACAGCACCCAAUGAUCAAUUCCAGAUGACUGCAAUCGCAGAUAUGAUUAGUCAUUUUGGUUGGGCAGUGGUUGUUGCAGUUUUUAGUGACGAUGAUCAAAGCCGAAAUGGUAUUACUGCUUUAGCCGAUCAACUUGCAGAAAGACACUGCAAAAUUUCUUAUAAGGCAGUACUUCCUCCUGACCCUACUGCAAAGCCAAGUGAGGUUAAGGAUCAACUAGAAAGGAUUCAAAUGAUGGAAGCUCGAGUAAUUGUUGUACAUACCUUUAACAGGACAGGUCUUUUGGUUUUUGAUGAGGCUCAGAAACUUGGGAUGAUGGAGAGUGGCUAUGUUUGGAUAGCUACCACUUGGCUAUCUACUGUCUUAGAUUCUGCUCCAUCUUCAAAAACUGCAAACUCUACCAUAGGAGUUCUGACUCUUCGUCCACACACACCUGAUUCAGAAAGAAAAAGGGCUUUUAUGGCAAGGUGGAACAAGCUGAGUAAUGGCUCUAUUGGGCUGAACCCUUAUGGUCUAUAUGCCUAUGAUACUGUAUGGAUGAUUGCUCAAGCAGUAAAUUUGUUUCUUGAUCAGGGAGGUAACAUUUCAUUCUCCAACAAUACACGCCUAAGUCGUAUGAAGGGAGGAGCUCUGAAUCUUGGUGCAUUGAGCAUUUUUGAUGGGGGGAAUCAAUUGCUUAACAACAUAUUGCAGACCAAUAUGACAGGUUUGACAGGACCUAUUCGAUUUUAUCCAGACAGAUCCCCUUUACAUCCUUCAUAUGAUAUCCUUAAUGUAUAUGAAACUGGUUAUAGGCAGAUUGGUUAUUGGUCUAAUUAUUCUGGCCUAUCUGUUGUGACCCCGGAGACACUUUAUACCAAACCACCAAACCGUUCAAGUUCAAGCCAGAUUUUAGACACUGUGAUUUGGCCUGGUGGAACAACAAAGAAGCCUCGUGGCUGGGUUUUUCCAGAAAAUGGAAGGCAAUUGCGAGUUGGAGUUCCAAACCGAGUCAGUUACCAGGAGCUAGUCUCACGAGUGAAUGGUACUGAUAAAGUCCAAGGAUAUUGCAUAGAUGUGUUCCUUGCUGCCAUAAACUUGCUACCUUAUGCAGUUCCAUAUAGGUUCAUUCCAUUUGGAGAUGGUCAUAAGAAUCCAAGCUACUACAAGCUUGUAAAUAUGGUCUCAUUAAAUGUUUUUGAUGCUGCUGUAGGUGAUAUUGCAAUUGUCACAAACAGAACAAAGCUUGUGGAUUUUACUCAGCCAUAUAUAGAGUCAGGAUUAGUUGUUGUAGCUCCUGUCAGGAAGUUAAAUUCAAGUGCUUGGGAAUUCUUGCAACCAUUUACUCCAUUGAUGUGGGGUGUCAUAGCAGCUUUUUUUCUUACUGUUGGCGUCGUUGUUUGGAUUCUUGAACAUAGAAUAAAUGAUGAAUUCCAGGGGCCUCUUAGGAAACAAAUAGUCACAAUUUUAUGGUUUAGCUUGUCUACUAUGUUUUUUGCACAUAGAGAAAAUACAAUGAGCACACUCGGUCGCAUUGUGCUUCUCAUAUGGCUUUUUGUAGUUCUUGUAAUCAACUCGAGCUAUAUUGCAAGCCUGACAUCUAUGCUCACAGUGCAACAGCUUUCCUCCCCCAUCACAGGCAUUGAUACCUUGGUGACUAGCAAUAAACCUAUAGGAUUCCAAGUAGGAUCUUUUGCUGAAAACUAUUUGACUGAGGAACUUAACAUCCCAAAAUCUAGACUUGUUGCUCUUGGCUCACCAGAGGAAUAUGCUGUUGCACUUGAGAGAGGAACUGUUGCUGCUGUGGUUGAUGAACGGCUAUAUAUAGAGCUCUUCUUGUCAGACAACUGCAAGUUCUCAAUUAGAGGUCAAGAGUUCACCAAAAGCGGGUGGGGAUUUGCAUUGCCAAGGGACUCUCCUUUAGCCACUGACAUGUCUACUGCCAUACUUGCUCUAUCUGAGAAUGGUGAGCUUCAGAAUAUCCAUGACAAGUGGCUAUCGAGAAAAGCUUGCGGUUCCCAAGUCACUGGGCUUGCAUCAGAUCAGCUUCGAUUACAAAGCUUCCGGGGACUAUUUCUCAUCUGUGGGAUUGCAGGCUUUCUUGCUCUCCUACUAUACUUUUGCUUGAUGAUACGCCAGUUUAGGCAGCGUUUUCCUGAAGAACCUAAUGCUUCUAUGAAUGGCAGUUCACGUUUUACACGCCUCCAGACAUUCUUGUCAUUUGCAGAUAAGAAAGAAGAUGUAAGAAAGAGAAUGUCAAAAAGAAAACGUAGGGAUAUGUUAUCAAAUGAUAAUGGCAAGAGGAUCUUUAAUCUUUAAGCAAUCACUUGUUACCAUGGUUGUUGUGAAAUUCGCAUAUAUAGCUCUGCGUGUAAAGAUGUUUAGCUUUCAACUAAUUGAUGGUCACACGACUCACACAAAACCAUUCGGAUAUAUAUAUAUAUGAUAUUAUUUGAUUCUUUGUAAUAAUUCAGGAGAUAUCACA
This is a messenger RNA of Quercus lobata, 3096 nucleotides long. Its product is annotated as glutamate receptor 3.2-like. Gene Ontology annotation, cellular component: membrane. The record is from RefSeq and is a predicted model, not a curated record. The transcript has 6 exons. Gene Ontology annotation, molecular function: ligand-gated monoatomic ion channel activity. The coding region runs from base 219 to 2930 and encodes 903 amino acids. NCBI's taxonomy places the organism in Eukaryota, Viridiplantae, Streptophyta, Magnoliopsida, Fagales, Fagaceae.